AUCAAUUUUUAUUUAUUAUUUAAUAUUUUUGGAAUUUGGACACUUCGAUGGAAUAGGGAAUUACCAUUUUAGACACUUAACUGUCUAUUAUUAAUGUAUAACUAAUAUAAAAAUAUAAUGUUAUAAUAUAUGAUAGAAUAUUAUGUUGGCAUAACGGUCGUCUACUCAUCUCAAACUGUCCAACUCUCGAACCUCGAUUAGUGUUCCCGGAUAAAAACAAUUUGCAGAUAUUCCGAAUUUGUCUAAUCCACCGUCGUCAUUUGUGUUCAGAAAAUGGACGAACCUUCUACCAGUUCCGAUUUGUGCAAGAAAUUGUCGUAUUCCAUACAUUCUUAUUCGAGUUACUUGCCGACUUACGUACCAGAAAAUAUUUUACAUGAUAAUCAGGAAGAUCAAAGUUCUAGAUGGUCUUCGAUGUCUAAUAGUCCACCUCAAUAUUUAAUUUUGAAGCUACAAAAUACUUCCAUUGUAAAGUACAUAAAAUUUGGCAAAUAUGAACGACCGCAUGUAUGCAAUUUAAAAAGAUUUAAAGUUUACGGUGGACUAGGAGAAGAUACAAAAAUUGAAUUGCUCUAUAGUGGCCUCAACAACAAUAGUGACUUAGAAGUAUUUAACUUACGUCACACUCUUGAUAAUAAUUCAAUGAUACCUGUAAGAUAUAUCAGAUUAGAACCUCUUGAAUCCUGGGGUUCAAAUUUCAAUUAUAGUCUUUGGUAUGUCGAGCUACUUGGCAUUGAUGAUUCUCAUAUUAUAUCCAGUGAAAUCGCUAGAUUCUAUCAACUUCGAGAAGAAACAUUAAUUCGUCUAUGUCUCAAACAUUUUCGUCAAAAACACUAUGACCUAGCUGCCAAUGUUCUCUUACAGAGUUCUCAUAUAACAUUAGAACAUCCUUUCUUAUCACAACUAUAUGAUACAAUAGUAACACAGGGAAAUUAUGAGAUGGCUGAGACUUCAAUGGAUCAAGCAAUAAAUGAUGGCUUUUUAGAAGGUUUUAUGAAAAGUCAAAGUUUCAAACCUAUUUGGAAUUUAGUUAAAGAACACGAUAAUUGUAAAAGAAGGCCAUGUAUGCGAGGAGGUCAUCAAAUGUGUAUUGAUUCAGCCGAUGGAAUGAUAUAUCUGCUUGGCGGAUGGGAUGGACAUAAGGAUUUGUCCGAUUUAUGGUGCUUUACUAUCGCCACUAGUACAUGGCGUUGUAUAUCAAUCAAUGUAGAAGAACACGGUGGACCAAGUCCACGAUCAUGUCAUAAGAUAUGUAUUGACAUGGAAAGGAAGCAAAUUUUUGUUUUAGGAAGAUUUUAUGAAGUUCAAUCAUUUAUUGGUGAUUAUCCUCAGAGUGAUUUUUAUGUCUAUGACAUUGAACAAAGUCAAUGGACUCUAAUAUGUGCUGACACAAAUAUAAUGGGUGGACCCAAAUUAUUGUUUGAUCACCAAAUGGUUAUGGAUUCUAUAUCAUCGACUAUUUAUGUAUUUGGUGGUAGGGUGGUAGCGUCUUCUACUAGAUGCAGUUCUGAUGAAACUCAAAACAAUCCAGAUUUUUCGGGUUUUUACAAAUAUCAUGUUCCAACCAAUACAUGGACAUGUAUUUUACCGGACACAUUCCACGAAAUCAAAGUCCAAGAUGGACUUUUGACACAUAACCCACAAACAGUAGCAUCGCGUGGAGGACAUUCUAUAUUAUUACAUUCAAAAAUGAGACGGAUAUAUAUAUUUGGUGGUCAACGGCAAAGAUGGGCGCAAAAAUGUCCAGAAUUCUUAUGGUAUGAUAUUGAAACAGGGGUAACACAAUCAAUGCCAAUGCCAUCAACUGUUGAUAAGCCACCUAUGGGGUAUACACAGCGUGCUACAAUCGACAUGGAUCAUGAUGAAAUAUAUGUUUUAUCUAGUCUAAGUAAAGACAAGGAUCGCAGAGAGGAUAAAGUUCAAAAUGCAUUCUGGGUGUAUUUUAUCAAACAAAAUAAAUGGAUCUGUAUCUACAAAAAUCAUAAUUCUGAUGAACAAUAUUGGAAUAGAAUGCAACACUUAGAACCAUGUCCUCGUUUUGCGUACCAGUUGGUAUAUGAUCAAAAGAAUAAGACACACUAUUUAUUUGGUGGUAAUCCUGGAAGACCUGAUGCUCAAAAUUUAAGACUAGAUGAUUUUUGGGAACUCAAAGUUUAUAGAUGUACUAACACAGAACUCAGCAGCCAGUGUAAACUGUUGAUUCGGAAGUUCAAGUUUCAAGAAAUUAAAAAAAAAGAUAAAGUAGCUGCCAUGCAAUUUUUACAAACAUCUGUAUCAGAACUGAUCGAUCAUUCCGACACGGAGCAAACUCGAGAAUUUCAGGGAACUGCAGCUCUAUUGUUUAAAGAUGAUAACCAAACUGGUGAUUUCAGUGAGCAAAUACACAAGUGGCGUUGUAGUUUGUUUGACAAAUUAUGUGAAUUUUUUCCUAAUUCAAUGGUACAGCCCAAAGAAAGUUUAGUUGAUUUGAUUCCCUUAUAACUAGACUAUGACUGUUCAACAUUUUUAGUUUUAAUUUUACUUGUUUUGAUUAUUAUAUUAUUAGUUCCUUCAUUCUCGCGUUAUUUUCUAAUUUAAAUUUGUAAAAAUUAUUGUUUUAAUUGAAAAUACGACUUAUUUUCGUCAUAAUUCGUCUCAUUAUUAAUAUUAUUUGACAUUGAAUUUAAAAAUGAAUGCUACUGCGUUUUUUUCAAAAAUCAACUUGACAUUAAAAGUAUGUUAAUUACCAAACUAAUUGGUAAUUUUUUAACAUUUACGAGCAAUAAUAAUACUUUAAAUGAUAUUAUUUAACUUGUAUUAUACUCUGAAACUUAAUUUAAGUACUCACAAGGUGUACUUGGAGAAUGUAUAUUAAUUUAUAGUGGUCUAAUAAUUUAGACUUUUGUAAAUAGUUUUUUUAAUUUCUACCCACUCCCUCCUACUCUACCCCUAGUAUUAACUAGUCACUAUUUGUAUAAUGUUCUAUGUUGCAAAUGGGUUCAAUUUUCUAAUAAUCUAGACUUUUGUAAAUGGUUUUUUCAUUUCUACCUGCUCCUUCCUCCUCAUCUACCCCUAUUUUUAACUAGUCACUAUUUGUAUAAUGUUGUAUGUUGCAAAUGGAUUCAAUUUUAUAUAAAAUUAGUUGUAAGAGUUAUCUAUUUGAUUUAAUUUGGGCAAUUAUUGAAUGUUAACUUAAAUUAAUAUUUUUUUAAAUUGUUAUCUUAAUUUAAAAUAUGUUAGAUUAACCUAUGUUCACUUUUUAAUUUAAUUUUUAUAUAAACUAGAUUAAAAUGAAUACCAAAAUAGUAUGUAUCAAGUCUUAAUAGUUUUUAGCUUUAUUAAUGACAAUUUUUUAUAUUUAUAUUAUGAUCUCUAAACACUGAUUUUUACCACUAAAAAUUAUUUAUUAUUUAUUUAUUUAUUAUUUGCUUAUAGUUAAUAAUGUUAUGUUAAUUUACUUGUAAUUUUAUAAAAAUAAAUCAUUUUGAUUUUGUAAU
Messenger RNA from Metopolophium dirhodum (rose-grain aphid), 3476 nucleotides. RefSeq names its product muskelin (gene muskelin). Lineage: Eukaryota; Metazoa; Arthropoda; Insecta; Hemiptera; Aphididae. Gene Ontology annotation, molecular function: protein binding. Gene Ontology annotation, cellular component: cytoplasm. The record is from RefSeq and is a predicted model, not a curated record.